Molecule: messenger RNA, 1089 nt
Organism: Siniperca chuatsi (mandarin fish)
Lineage: Eukaryota; Metazoa; Chordata; Actinopteri; Centrarchiformes; Sinipercidae
Product: membrane progestin receptor beta-like
Exons: 5
Coding region: 7-1089 (360 amino acids)
Biological process (GO): response to steroid hormone
Cellular component (GO): plasma membrane
Molecular function (GO): steroid binding; nuclear steroid receptor activity
Source: RefSeq, a predicted model, not a curated record
CCCAUCAUGCCUCAGGUGUCGUUCGCCCCGCCCUCGCUGUGCCUCACCUUCCUCCCUCUGCUUCACCGCCUCCUCCCCUCCCUCCCCCCCACCGUCCGAGACGUGGACGUCCCCCCUCUGUUUCAGGAGCGGUUCAUCCUGUCUGGGUACCGUCCCGUGGGCCUGUCGUGGCGUUGUUACGCCCUCAGCCUCUUCCAGAUCCACAACGAGACUCUGAACGUGUGGAGCCACCUGCUGGCCGCCGUCUGCGUGGUGAUGAGGUUCAUGAUGUUCACCGUCCUGCAGGGAGGGGGGAUCCUGGGUUUUCGGCUGCAGGGUCCCGAAGGUCAGGGGUUUUCUGUGGACGUCUCCUCGCUGCCUCUGGUCCUCUACGUUUUGUCAGCUGUCACAUACCUGAGCUGCAGUGCUGCAGCUCACCUGUUGCAGUCCCACUCGGAGCAAGCGCAUUACUCUCUGUUCUUCCUGGACUACGUGGGCGUGGCCAUCUACCAGCACGGCUGCGCUCUGGCUCUGUGCCUGUACAGCUCUGACAGCGCCUGGACACAAAGCAUGCUGGGACAGAUCUUCCUGCCGGCCGCCGCCCUCCUCGCCUGGCUCUCCUGCACCGCCUGCUGUUAUGCGAAGCUUCGUUUCCGGCGGCCGUACCCGCUCCACAGGAAGCUCUGCCAGGUGGUGCCGAUGGGCGUGGCCUACCUGCUGGACAUCAGCCCCGUCGCCCACCGUCUCAUCACCGGCAGCUGGACAAGCAACUCUGCACUGCCACUGCACUGCCUGCAGGUGGUGCUGUUUCUGCUGUCGGCCUUCUUCUUCUCCUGCCCCGUUCCUGAGCGCUUCUCCCCCGGACGCUUUGACAUCAUCGGCCACGGCCACCAGGUCUUCCACAUCCUGCUGUCCUUCUGCACGCUGGUCCAGCAGGAGGCGCUGUUCCAGGACUUUCUGUGGCGGCGGCCGGCGCUGGUCAGGGACUUUGGGGAGGAGCGCCUCCUGCUGGCCUGCGCCUCCUUCCCCUGCCUGACGCUCUGCUGCACGAUGACGGCGCUCGCCAUGAGGAGGCGAGCUCAAGCGCAGCUAAUGAAAGAGCAGAGAUAG